Messenger RNA from Olea europaea var. sylvestris, 633 nucleotides. RefSeq lists its product as uncharacterized. The record is from RefSeq and is a predicted model, not a curated record. NCBI's taxonomy places the organism in Eukaryota, Viridiplantae, Streptophyta, Magnoliopsida, Lamiales, Oleaceae. The coding region runs from base 1 to 633 and encodes 210 amino acids. The transcript has 2 exons.
AUGACGAAUAGAGUAAGAAGGAUGAUUCAUGAAGAAAUUGGGGAUGGAUACUUUUGUAUUCUUGUUGAUAAACCACAAGAUGCAUCUAAGAGAGAACAAAUGGCUAUUAUUUUGAGGUUUGUGAAUGGUGAAGUUAAAGAAGUUGAUGUUAUUUGGGAGUUCUUUUCUCAUCUGGACAAUAUUAUCAACAUUAUCACUUCUUCCCCUAAGCACAUUACAGAGUUACAAUCUACUCAAAGAAAUGAAAUUGAGCAUAAGUUAGCUACUGGGGAGCGUGAGUCGGGAAGUGGAGCAAGUCAAGUGGGUAAUUUACAACGAUCGGGAGCAAUUCGUUGGAGUUCUCAUUAUGACUCUAUAAAGAGCUUAAUAGAUAUGUAUAAUGCAACUUGCAAAGUGUUUGAAAAUCUUAGUGUUCACUGUCCAAAUGGAAGAUCUCAGGGCGAAGUUCAUAGCACUUACAAAUAUAUGAAAAAUUUUGAUUUCGUCUUCAGUUUGCAUUUAAUGCAUACCAUCAUGAGAAUAACCAAUGUUCUUUGUCAGGCCCUUCAAAGAAAAUCUCAAGACAUCCUGAUUGCUAUGAGAUUUGUUUCUACUACAACAAAACUCCUCCACAAAUUAAGAGAUGAUGAUUGA